AAACAAACAAACAAACUAAACUAACAUUCAAAGUCUCAAUCGAACCCUGAUAAUCGUGUUUCAUUGUUUCAGAAUUUGAGAUUGAGAGAGAGUGAGAACAAGACUUCCACAUGACGAAGCUUCUCGUGUUCUUUGUUGCUUUUAUGCUUCCACUUUCUGGGUUCUAUGAGUUUGGUUUAUGCACGCAGCAGGACAACAACAACAACAACAACAACAACAACAACAACAACAACAACAACAACAACAACAACAACAUCAUUACAAUGAAUCUGGGAGCACGCGAUGCUACUCCUGACGGUGCUGCAAUUGAAAACCUUGCUCGUUUCGCCGUUCAUGAACAUAACAAAAAAGAGAAUGCCCUUCUUGAAUUUGCAAGGGUAUUGAAAACCAAGGAACAGGUGAUAGCAGGUAAAAUAUAUUAUCUUACAUUGGAAGCAAUUGAUGGCGGAAAGAAGAAGAUUUAUGAAGCCAAAAUUUGGGUGAAGCCAUGGAUGAACUUCAUACAAUUGCAGGAAUUCAAGCUUGCUCAUGUCACCUCUCCCUUCAGGAGUUCAGAUCUUGGCGUUAAGCAAGAGGGACACAUAUUCGGAUGGUAUGAAGUGCCAAUUCACAAUUCUGAGGUCAAAGAUGCUGCUAACUAUGCUGUGAAGUCCAUUGCGAAGAGGUCCAACUCUCUGUCUCCAUACGAGCUUCGGGAGAUUGUUCUGGCCAAGACCAAGAAAAUUGAAGACUAUGUCAAGUUUAACCUGCUUCUGAAGGUAAGCAGGGGAAUCAAAGAAGAAAUAUUCAGGGUUGAAGUGAAUAAGAAACUAGGGGGGAGGUUCUACGUGAGCUGGCUGCAACAAGACCACUCCUGAAUUGAUCAGCUAUCCUUAUAUUAAUUAAUGCAAGUGGAGUGAUGCUGCUGUUACCUAGUAUAUGAAAAGCUUUCAUGAAUGGGUUCUGUGUAAUAUUGUGCAUAGUUUGUAAAGGGUAAUACAUUUAAGGACUAUUAUAGAUACAAUAUAUACACGCCUUUCAUAUCCCAUCUGUAAAUAUUGCAUAUAUCAUUAGCUGUCUUAUAAAAUCAUUCUGGUCUUGCUUCUACUACAUCCUUUGUGUGAAAGUGUGUUUGUAUACAAAGUUGAGUACAAUGUGAAUGGAGGUUCAUCUCAAAUCAUAAGAGUUUUGUUCAA
This is a messenger RNA of Lotus japonicus, 1175 nucleotides long. RefSeq names its product cysteine proteinase inhibitor 12-like. The transcript is spliced from 4 exons. Bases 111 to 857 code for a protein of 248 amino acids. Gene Ontology annotation, molecular function: cysteine-type endopeptidase inhibitor activity. NCBI's taxonomy places the organism in Eukaryota, Viridiplantae, Streptophyta, Magnoliopsida, Fabales, Fabaceae. The record is from RefSeq and is a predicted model, not a curated record.